GCCAGGUUCCCCAUGCUGCCCGCACGCUUCACCCGCAGACUGCUCUGGCCCUUACUUCGGGGACUACCUUCCACGGUAACGCGCCAUGGCCUCCGGGAGCCGUUCCUCGAGAGGAGAUGCGCGGCCCCCACCUCCUCCCAGCACGCAUCGGGCCUGCGACACGGGCUUCCUCGUGGCCCGACGGCGACUGCGGGUUACGAAGGAAGGGAUGACAUGGAGGAGGAGCAUUUUCUGUUCCCCGAAUACGUCCUGGAGCCGGAGCCCGUUCCGACCGUGGAAGAGCAGCUGCGGGAGCUGCGGCAGCGCCAGGAAGAGGAGGAACGACAGAAGCUACAGCGGCGCGAGGAGCGGCGGCAGCAGAAGCUACGCGCCAAACUCCGGGUGCACCCGGUCGUCGGGCACCCGGACCCGACCGUGCCGUCCAGCAGCCUGAACUGCUCCGGCUGCGGGGCGGAGCUGCACUGCCAGGACCCUGGCUUGCCCGGCUACCUGCCCAGCGAGAAGUUCCUCAGCGCGAGGGCGCAGUCGGACGGGCUGGCGCGGACCGUGUGCCAGCGCUGCUGGCUGCUGGUGCACCACCGGCGCGCCCUGCGCCUGCAGGUGAGCCGCGAGCAGUACCUGGAGUUGGUGAGCGCGGCGCUGCGGCAGCCCGGGCCCGCCCUGGUGCUCUACAUGGUGGACUUGCUCGAUCUGCCCGACGCCCUGCUGCCCGACCUGCCCGCGCUGGUCGGCCCCAAGCAGCUGAUCGUGCUGGGGAACAAGGUGGACCUGCUGCCCCAGGACGCUCCCGGCUACCUGCAGCGGCUCCGGGAGCGCCUGUGGGACGACUGUGUCCGCGCCGGGCUCCAGCUGGCCCCCGGCAGGGGCGGGCCACCUGGUGGGGGAGAGAAUUCGAGUCCCUCGGCCAAGGCCGGUGGUACUGUAGUCCGGGACGUGCGGCUCAUCAGCGCCAAGACCGGGUACGGCGUGGAAGAGUUCAUUUCCGCCCUUCAGCGCUCCUGGCGCUACCGCGGCGACGUCUACCUGGUGGGCGCCACCAACGCCGGCAAGUCUACUCUCUUCAACACGCUCCUGGAGUCGGAUUAUUGCAUCGCCAAGGGCGCUGAGGCUAUCGACCGAGCCACCAUCUCCUCCUGGCCCGGUACUACACUAAACCUUCUGAAGUUUCCUAUUUGCAACCCAACUCCUUACAGAAUGUUUGAAAGGGGGAAAAGGCUGAAAAAAUAUGCAUCUGAAGCUGAAGAAGAUCUUAGUCAGCUAGAAAAACAAAAACUUAAUCUCUUAAAAAAGCAUGGCUAUGUAGUAGGAAGAGUUGGAAGAACAUUCUUGUAUUCAGAAGAACAAAAGAAUGAAGCUGACUUUGAGUUUGAUGCUGAUUCACUUGCCUAUGACAUGGGAAAUGAACCUGUUAUGGUUGCAGAUAAUUCCACCAAAAAAGUAGAACUGACCCCAGAAGAUGUGAAAGAUGCCCACUGGUUUUAUGACACCCCUGGAAUUACAAAGGAAAAUUGUAUUUUAAAACUUCUAACAGAAAAAGAAGUGAAUAUUGUCUUGCCAACACACUCCAUUAUUCCAAGAACUUUUGUGCUUAAACCUGGAAUGGUUCUAUUUUUGGGUGCCUUAGGACGCAUAGAUUUUCUGCAGGGAAGUCAGUCAGCUUGGUUUACAGUAGUGGCUUCCAACUUCCUUCCUGUGCACAUUACCUCCUUGGAGAAGGCAGAUGCUAUAUAUCAGAGGCACGCAGGUGAUACAUUGCUCAAGGUUCCAAUGGGUGGAAAAGAGCGAAUGGCAGAGUUUCCUCCUCUUGUUGCUGAGGACAUUACAUUAGAAGAAGGACUUGAGAAUUUGGAAGCAGUGGCUGACAUCAAGUUUUCCUCUGCAGGUUGGGUUGCAGUAACGCCUCAGUUUAAAGACAGACUGCAUCUCCGAGGCUAUACACCUCAAGGAACAGUGCUGACGGUCCGGCCACCUCUCUUGCCACAUAUUGUUAACAUCAAAGGAAAUCGCAUCAAAGGAACUGUGGCCUAUAAAACCAAGAAGCUUCCUUCCCUUGUGUGCAAUCUGCAGAAGAAGAAAAACAUGAAAAUAUGAAGUUGACCUUGCUCAUGCUGAUAUUAACUAUAUAGCUAUAAUAAAGCUCCCCUGUGCCCACCCUUUGUAACUACUCAGAACUGUGCCUAUUUGUAUUGAGUUUGUAACUAUAAGUUGUUUUUUUGUAGGGUGUGUGUAUGCAUGUGUGACCCAAAUAUGCCUAAAAAGGAGUUCUGCUA
This is a messenger RNA of Eptesicus fuscus (big brown bat), 2270 nucleotides long. RefSeq names its product nitric oxide associated 1 (gene NOA1). Gene Ontology annotation, molecular function: GTP binding. The record is from RefSeq and is a predicted model, not a curated record. NCBI's taxonomy places the organism in Eukaryota, Metazoa, Chordata, Mammalia, Chiroptera, Vespertilionidae. The transcript is spliced from 7 exons. Bases 13 to 2091 code for a protein of 692 amino acids.